GAAAGUCUAUAUAUAUUUGAUAUCAUAUGCUCCGAGCUUGGAUUUUUCUUUCGAUCGCUUCGAUCAAAUCUGCUUCUUCCCUUCAUCCCUCUCUCUUCUCUCUCCUGUCUCUCUCUUUCUCCACACGGCCAACGCUCUCUCUCUAACAUAUAAUCUCUUGCUAGUCUGCAAACAAUCAAAACUGAUUCUUCCUUGCAAAUACUAUUCGAGGUAGGAGGAGAGGGAGGCUUUGAUUCGUAUAAUUUUGUCUGAUCUGCUAUCGAUGCAUCUUCUCUUCUGCAAGAUUUCCAGGCUGCCACCUGUUAGCUUCUCUUGUCACCAGCUCAAACGCUAGGGUUUCUUUCUGCGGUCUAGGGUUAUUGCAACAUCGUCUAUUUUAUCGAUUCUUUCUCGUACGCAUUUAUGGACAUCGAGGCGGUAGAGAGGUACGGAAAUAGGAGGAUUCAAAAUAGAAUUGGGUCAUCGCAGGCGGCGCCUGAUCGAGGAAACAGCAAGGUCUGCUUUCACUGGAGGGCGGGGAGGUGCAGCCGCUUUCCUUGUCCUUUUCUUCACAGCGAGCUUCCGCAGCAUUCUGAUGGUGGCGCCAAGCGGGCGGCUGGGGCGGAUGAAAGGGGAUUCCGUCCUCAAGGAUUCGUUUGGAGGAAUUCUCACACAAACGGGAAUUCUGGCCCUCCUUCAAGGUGGGGCAAGGGCCGUGGAGGGGGUGCUGCUGGCGGUGUUAGACCGCAGCGCAAGGCACUGGAUAAGAUCUGCAACUAUUUUAUCUCGGGGACUUGUUCUUAUGGAGAGAGUUGCAAGUUUUUGCAUUCUUGGUUCCUUAGCGACAGCAUCUCUCUCUUGACUCCCUUAAAUGGACACCAAAAGGAUGUCACUGGAAUUGCCCUUCCAACAGGGUCUGAUAAGCUUUACACAGGGAGCAAAGACGAAACAGUUCGGGUUUGGGAUUGCCAGACCGGGCAGUGUAUCGGGGUAGUUAACUUGGGAGGUGAGGUUGGCUGCAUGAUCAGUGAGGGUCCAUGGAUUUUUGUUGGAGUUCCUAAUGCCAUUAAGGCAUGGAACACACAAACUACUACUGAUCUAAGCCUCAGUGGACCUACCGGACAAGUUUAUGCUAUGUCAGUCGGUAACGAGAUGUUAUUUGCUGGAACACAGGACGGGCGUAUAUUGGCAUGGAGGUUCAGAGCUGUGGGGGACUGUUUUGAACCGGCUGCAUCUCUUGUUGGUCAUCGGCUUCCUGUUGUUUCAAUGGUAGUUGGAGCAAUGAGACUUUACUCUGGUUCUAUGGAUCAUACAGUUAGAGUUUGGGACCUUUCAACUCUACAAUGCAUCCAGACACUGACCGAUCAUACAGCAGUGGUCAUGUCUGUAUUAUGUUGGGAUCAAUUUUUGUUAAGCUGUUCACUAGAUAAGACAAUAAAGGUUUGGGUUGCUACAGAAAGUGGUAACCUGGAAGUGACAUAUACGCACCAAGAAGAACACGGUGUGCUUGCAUUGUGCGGCAUGCAUGAUGCACAAGCCAAACCAGUUUUGUUUUGCUCUUGUAAUGACAACACUGUUCGCCUUUACGACCUACCAUCAUUCAAUGAGAGGGGUAAGAUUUUCGCUAAGGAAGAAGUGAGAGCAAUACAGAUUGGCCCUGGUGGCCUAUUCUUCACUGGAGAUGGAACUGGCGAGCUCAGAGUGUGGAAGUGGUUGACCAGUGAGGUUCCAGCUGCUUGACACGAAACAAGAUCAACCCAUUUGUGGAGAGAUUAUUCUCUGCGGACACCGGACACAGCUUACCGUCCAGAGACGAAUCAAGUGCAGCCAUGUCAUUCAGU
Dendrobium catenatum is the source of this 1820-nucleotide messenger RNA. Its product is annotated as zinc finger CCCH domain-containing protein 17. Bases 403 to 1719 code for a protein of 438 amino acids. Gene Ontology annotation, molecular function: metal ion binding; protein binding. The transcript has 9 exons. Lineage: Eukaryota; Viridiplantae; Streptophyta; Magnoliopsida; Asparagales; Orchidaceae. The record is from RefSeq and is a predicted model, not a curated record.